CUGGCCGAUUGGAGCUGCUCAGAUUUACAACAACUUAAACAAACAGUCAACAGUCCUGACUUUUGGCAAAAUACCACCGUCUGCAAACAGAUGAGGGAAAGCCCGCGUUUGCACUGAUGCAUUCGGCUACCACAUCUCUAACUUUGCAGUGUUUUUAGUCCGCGCAUAACCAAGAUCAUCUGUCUGGAGUCGAUAUUGCUGCUCCUGUAACGGACCGACCCACGCUUCUUAAUCACAUUUCACAGCAUGCCAUGUUGAUAAGCAUCUGAUACUUUGAUGGGGCUCCUGAGGAUCAUGAUGCCACCCAAGUUCCAGCUCCUGGCUGUUCUGGCAUUUGGAGUGGCGAUGCUUUUUAUUGAGAACCAGAUUCAGAAGCUGGACGAGUCUCGGGCAAAGCUGGAACGCACCAUAGCCAGACACGAGGUGCGAGAGGUGGAACAGAGACAGACACGGGACAGCCUACGGGACUCUCCGGCAUUGGCUGAGAGUGACGAUCUGGUCAUCAUCUAUAACCGUGUGCCCAAGACUGCCAGCACCUCCUUCACCAACAUUGCAUAUGACCUUUGCGGAAAGAACCACUUUCAUGUUCUCCACAUCAACACCACCAAGAACAACCCAGUCAUGUCACUACAGGACCAGAUGAGGUUUGUAAGGAAUGUGACAUCCUGGCGGGAAAUGAAACCAGGUUUCUACCACGGCCAUGUCGCCUACCUGGACUUUUCAAAGUUUGGGGUUAAGGGUAAGCUAGUUUAUAUCAACAUCAUACGGGACCCCAUUGAGAGGUUGGUGUCAUACUACUACUUUCUGCGGUUUGGAGAUGAUUACCGACCCGGUCUCAGACGGAGAAAGCAGGGGGACAAAAAGACGUUUGAUGAGUGUGUGUCAUCCGGAGGUUCUGAUUGCGCACCUGAGAAGCUAUGGUUACAGAUCCCGUUCUUCUGUGGCCAUUACUCUGAGUGCUGGAAUGUUGGAAGCAGGUGGGCUCUAGAGCAGGCCAAGUAUAAUUUGGUGAAUGAGUAUCUGCUGGUGGGAGUAACAGAGGAGCUGGAGGAUUUUAUAAUGAUGCUUGAGGCAGCGCUGCCACGGUUCUUCAGAGGAGCAACAGAACUCUACCGCACAGGUAAGAAGUCUCACUUGAGGAAAACGAGUGAGAAGAAACCUCCAGCUAAAGAGUCCAUCUCAAAACUGCAGCAGUCAAACAUAUGGAAGAUGGAGAACGAGUUCUACGAGUUUGCCCUGGAGCAGUUUCAGUUUGUGCGUGCUCACAGUGUUAGGGAAAAAGACGGAGAACUCUACCUGCUGGCACAGAACUACUUUUACGAGAAGAUCUAUCCAAAAGUAAACUAGAGCAAGUAGAUGUUGAGUAAUAUUGCUUAUAAUAUUAUAAGCUUGUGUCCUUUGGCUUGUUUAAGUACUGUUCAGUCACAUGUUCUGGGAAAAGAAGAACACGGACACAAAUGUCGCAGUGCAGACAUUGAGACACUGUAUCAACCAGCAACUUUGAGACCGGAAUCGUUUUAUGGACUUCCAGACAACAGUGAUGGCACUUCUGAUGUCAACUUGAAAACAAAAUGAAAGACAAAAAUGAGUUUGAUUUCAUUAUGCCUUCCAAAAGAAAAUGUCAGCAAAUGUUUGGCCAUCUGUCACUGUUGUGAAAGGUACAUUUCGAACAGGGUACUGCUUUUUGUACCAGACAUUUGGUACAUUAGGAGCACUUCCUUAUUUUACUACUAACUGAUGUUUUGUGGAUUUAUAACACUUUCUGCAUUGUGUAUAUUCAUUUUUAAUAGAAUGCCAUGAACAGUGUUUACAGACUUAAGUAAAGGUAUUGAAGCCAGAGGAUAAAAAGUGGUCAAAAUUGUAUUUACAGAUAUAUUUUAUGUAAUUGGACCAAAUGGUUGUAAGAAUUUCAGAUGUGUUUAGUUUAAACUUAAUGAGAUAGAACAUAGACAUUGUUUGGGGGAUCUUUUUUUUUCUUUUCUAUUGCUCUUUUUCAUCCCAGUUCCCAGGUAAAAUAUUCUAAAAAGUAACAGAAAAGAAGUUACACUGACCUCUGAGAUGAACUGUCAAGCCAUUUAACAGACCAUGUUUAACAGUUCAAAUAAACAAAACACAGUUUGAGUAGCAGUCCUUCAUCAUGAUUUUAUCUGCUACUGCAAGUGUGAGGCAGAUUUAGAAAUCUAAAUAACAUGGUAGGUUCCUUGAGCAGUAACUACUGGUAUCAUCUUGUAGCUCAGUAUAAGCUCAAGGUAACUUGGUCUCUACAGACCACUGCCCCCUCAGCAUUCAUAAAUACAGGUUUGCUGUGGUGUGUUUUACCAGAAGACCUGGGAGGAAGUCAUCUCUAUAUCUGUCUUUGUCUCUGAAUGUCAUUUAGGUCACAGGGUUCAGUUGUGAAUGAAAAGAUCAAGGCUUAAACCAACAUUAGUUUUACACUCAAUAGUGCCUUCAUAAAUAACCUUUCAUCACAUGCCCUGGUUUUAGCAAUUGUUCAUGUAUUGUUUCAAACUAUGUCUGUACUUUAAGUUUGUUUUUUUAAACUGCCAGAUAUCUUUUUUAUUUGGGUUGUUCCAUUUGUUUAAAUAUGUAUAUAUGCACACACACACACACACACACAUUGACAGCCAAAAGUUUGGAAUAAUUUGUACAUUUAAUUCACCAAAGUGGAAUUCAACUGAUGACAAAGUAUAGUAUAGUAUCCAAAAUAUAGGACAUUACUGAUGUAAAAACAACAGCACCAUCACUAUUUUUGUUUUAUAUCAAAUCUAGAUAGGCUCCAUUUCCAGCAACCAUCACUCCAAUACCUUAUCCUUGAGUAAUCAUGCUAAAUUGCUAAUUUGGUACUAGAAAAUAACUUGCCGUUAUAUCAAACACUGCUGAAACCUAUUUGGUUUGUUAAAUGAAGCUUUACAUUGUGUUUGAGUUCCCACAGUAUGCAAUAGACUGGCAUAUCUUAAGGUCCAUAUUAGGUCAAUAACGGGUAGGGAACCUAUGGCUCGUGAGCCACAAGUGGCUCUUUGUUAAAAAUCAAGUGGCUCGCCGGGUGUCUCACCAUUUACCAACAUAUUUCAAACUUUCUAGAGAUAAUUUUCCAACAGAAAGUGUGGGUGUGAUUGCAAAGCUUGAAGUCAAUAACAGUUUUGAUUUCCUUUAAUCUAAAUUUGUCAUAUAGCUAAAUCAUGCGCUUGAAGAAACCCAUUCUAUUAUAUUUUUAAGAACAGUCAAAAGAAAAGCUGUCAGUGCUGGAGACUGAAUUGCUGUUUGGCAAGCAACGGGAAACUGUCUCGUGGAGCAAGCACAUCUAAAGAGUUAUUAUUUGUUUUUCUCUGUUUCAUUCAACUGAAAACUGUUUGGAAGAAUAAUGUAAUCUAUGAGAAUGCAGCAAAUGAUCUCUGAUCAUCUCGUGAGGAAUUGCGAGUUUAGUUCGCUCUUACACAUUGUGAAUGUGACACUGCAGGUUUCAGUAAUAUAUAAGGUAUGUUUAUAUUAAAGAAACAAAGAUGAAAGUGAUUCAAAUAUAAAAUAAUUCAAGACACGUUCACAUUGAACCUAAAAUUGAUUUCUAUUUUCUUUUCUUUAGGGAGCAUAAGCUGUAUUACCAAAAUGCAAUAAAACACAAUUGGCUGCAUUUUUGGGAACACACAGGAAUUUAUUAGGCUUAUUUAUUAUGAUGAUUAUUAUAAAUAUAUUUACAGUUAUACUUGUCUUUAGUUCUUAAUUUGUAUGCUAUUAGUAAUUUUUCACCUGGUGUUGUUGACUGAUACUUGCUUGAUGGCAAAUGGGUCGUUGGAGAUGGUGAAUGUUUGUAUUUGGGGAGGUGGUUAUACGUUUCUUUGAUAACUUUGUUAUUUUAUUGCUUUUUUCAUUUCAUUUAAAGUGCAAUUUGAAUUUAUAAAUGUCUUGGGUUUAAGUUUUACGUGUUUCAAUAAGUAAAUUUUUUAACCAAAAUCAAUCAAGCAAAAAUAUUCAUCAUAUAAUCGGAUAUCCCAAUAUUUUAAAUGCGAUUAUCAUUCAAAUAUUUUUUACAUAUCACCCAGCCCAAACGCGAAGUAACAUUUUUCAUGAAGAAUUGUAAAUUCAUUUUAUGGAGACCCGCACAAAUAUGUGUACUCAAUUCCAUAUUGGAACAUAUUACCUAUAAAUGUUUGCAUAUUUGUUUGUUUUUGAGUAGUCUGCGGGCAAUAUAAACGUCGUUUUUGAAAAUAGUCAAUUAUUCGUUUGUGGUAUGUCUCUUUCGAAAAAAUGCAUCAACCAAUUUUUUUUUUAAAUUGGCUACUUAGUGAAAAAAGGUUAUCGACCUCUGCUCUAGAAACUCAUCACUCAAUCUUUAGCAAGGCCAGAAAGAGAUGUGGAAGGCCCAGUUUCAUGUACAACAGUAAAGAGAAGACUCAGGGGCGCAGACCUUAAGGGAAGAAUUGCAAAGAAAAAGCCUAUUUUGAAACAGAAAAACAAAAAGAAAAGGUUAGAGUGGGCAAAGAAACACAGACAUUGGGCAACAGAUAAUUGGAAAAGAGUGUAGUGGAUCUUAACCCCAUUGAGCUUUUUGUGGGAUCAGCUAGACUGUAAGGUGCGUGAAAAGUGCCUGACAAGACAGCCACAUAUGUGACAAGUACUACAGGAAUUAUAUAGACAAACUGACAGCGAGAAUGCCAAUGAUUUGCAAAGCUUUCAUUGCUGCACGUGGAUAAUUUUUUGAUGAGAACUCCUUGAAGUAGUUUAAGAAGUCUAUUUGUAAGUAAUUUUUCACGUUAUUAAUGUACUGACUAUAUUUUGUGAUCAGUUGAAUGCCACUUUGGUGAAUUAAAGUACAAAUUUCUUUCCAUAAGAACAAAACCUGUACAUUAUUCCAAGCUUUUGGCCGCCUGUGUGUGUGUGUGUGUGUGUGUGUGUGUGUGUGUGUGUGUGUGUGUGUGUGUGUGUGUGUGUGUGUGUGUGUGUGUGUGUGUGUGUGUGUGUGUGUGUGUAUGUAUGUACAUA
Xyrauchen texanus (razorback sucker) is the source of this 4977-nucleotide messenger RNA. It is a transcript of the gene hs2st1b, whose product is annotated as heparan sulfate 2-O-sulfotransferase 1b. Gene Ontology annotation, cellular component: membrane. Lineage: Eukaryota; Metazoa; Chordata; Actinopteri; Cypriniformes; Catostomidae. Gene Ontology annotation, molecular function: heparan sulfate 2-sulfotransferase activity. The record is from RefSeq and is a predicted model, not a curated record. The transcript has 7 exons. Bases 277 to 1347 code for a protein of 356 amino acids.